GUAAAAGAUAUUUACGUAAGCAAAAGAAAUGACUGAGCCCACUAGACCUGAAUUUGACAUCUUGGACUCAGAAGGACUUGAGUACCACCGUUGGGUUUCUGAUGUAGAAAUGACUUUUGUGGCUAAAGACUUCUCUGCCACACUUAAAGACCCCAGUGAAUUGAAAGAUGCACCAUCUGAAAAAGUGAAAGCAAAUGCUUUAAUGUUCCUAAGGCGACACAUUGACCCAAGUUUACGUUGGGAAUAUCUUCAGUUGAAAACCCCCAAAGAACUGUGGGAUGCCCUUAAGGGACGUUUUGGGAACAUUCAUGAUACUCUGCUCCCGGAACUAAAUGCGCAAUGGAAUGAAAUCCGUUUGCUAGACUAUAAACGGACAAAUGACUUUGUCAAAGAUAUGUUGCGUCUUAAGGCACGUCUCAUCUUUUGUGAUAAGCCAAUCACCGAAGAUGACAUGAUUCAAAAGACUCUUGACACAUCCCCUACCUCAUCCAUGAUACUAGCGAACCAGUAUAGGAUAGAGUAUGAAAACAAAAGAAUUACCACAUUCUACAAGUUGAUGAAUAUGCUGCAAUCAGCAGAAAAGCAUAAUGAAGUCCUUGUGAAUAACAAUGCUCGGCCUGUCGGGACAAAGAAAAUUCCUGAAGCCAAUUAUGGGAAAAUAAAACAUGGCAGGCAUCCCAAUGAAAAGGGACCUGGACGUGCCAACCCUUACCCACGAGGAAAUAACUCUAAUCGUGGGAAGGGUCGUGGUGGUCGUGGUAGAGGUCGUGGAGUAUCUUUCAAUGUUUGGCGAAGAGAGUCAAAUGAUGGACCAAGUGGCCACACAAACAAGAAGUCAAAUGCAUCCAAUCCUCAUGUGCUAAAGAAUGAGCCAUGUUACCGAUGUGGAGUUAGCGAACACUGGUACAAGCAUUGUCGCGCUAGUAACAAAGUUGCUGCCUGCUACAAGAAAUAUCUCCGAUCUCGAGAGCAUGAAUCUCAAUAUUUGGAUGAAGAAGGCAAUGACGUUGAUGUCAAUCUUACCCUUGCACACUUUACGAACAAGGGGGAUAAUGUGCACUCAAUGGAUGCACCUGAUUUUGAUUGAUACACUCUAUUCAUUCUCUCCAUGCAUGAUGUUUUAGAAUAAUUUCUUUUAUGUUUCUGCCAAUUUCCUAGGAGUGUUUCGAAGAUUAUUUAUUGCGUUUUUUUAGACUAUGUGGAAUUGUUUUAAAUUUGCAUUCAAUUUAAAUAAAUUAAGGGAUUUAUGCCCCUAUUUUUAUAUGCAUUAUGUGUUCCAGUUCUAUAUGCAAUUCUCUCAUUACACAGGCAUGAAUCGAGAAAGCGCAUCUUAGAGAAGUUUAAGGGUAAGAGUAGUGGACUGUAUAUCACUACAAUUCGAAUAAUUGAAUCUUAUUCUAUAAGUCAUGAUGACAUAAGGGAUACUGAACGAUAUAGACUUUGGCAUGAUCGACUAGGGCAUCCUGGUCGUGACAUGAUGAUUCG
Cuscuta campestris is the source of this 1485-nucleotide messenger RNA. NCBI's taxonomy places the organism in Eukaryota, Viridiplantae, Streptophyta, Magnoliopsida, Solanales, Convolvulaceae. The record is from the annotation of a GenBank genome assembly.